AUGGAUCAUCUGCUGCACCAUGGGCACGAGAUGAGGAGGCCGUCCGUGUCCGUGCCCGGCCACGAGGCGGCGCUGAGGGCCGUCCAUAAGCCGCCGGCCAAGCCGUGGCGCGCGGGCGGGGGCCUGACGCCGGCGCCGACGCCGCCCAAGGUGUACCGCGUGGAGCCCCGGGAGUUCCGCGACCUCGUGCAGAGGCUCACCGGCGCGCCCGCCGCGGCCAUGGCCAGGCAGCACCAGCACGGCCAGCAGCAGCUGCUGCCGCGCGCGCCGACGCAGCCCGUGCCCAUGCGCCCCGGCGGUGUCGAGGACAGUGCGGCCGCGGCCGGGCAGAUGUACGCGCCCUGGUGCUCGUUCCCGCUCAUGGGCCCGCCGGCGUCCAUGCACCCCGGCCUCGACGGCCACCACCUCAUAUAG
Messenger RNA from Triticum turgidum subsp. durum (durum wheat), 414 nucleotides. NCBI's taxonomy places the organism in Eukaryota, Viridiplantae, Streptophyta, Magnoliopsida, Poales, Poaceae. The record is from the annotation of a GenBank genome assembly.